Octopus sinensis (East Asian common octopus) is the source of this 10042-nucleotide messenger RNA. RefSeq lists its product as uncharacterized. The transcript has 18 exons. The coding region runs from base 4 to 9156 and encodes 3050 amino acids. The record is from RefSeq and is a predicted model, not a curated record. Gene Ontology annotation, molecular function: protein binding. Lineage: Eukaryota; Metazoa; Mollusca; Cephalopoda; Octopoda; Octopodidae.
CUAAUGCCACACGUUGUAAAAUUUACAAUGGGUGUUGUUUCUGGAAGACUUUCUGUAAAGAAAAUAUCACCUUCAGGUAACAUAUCUUUUCUUAAAAUCAUGAAGCUGCCUGAAGAGGGUACCUGCAACAGAAACUUCAGUCAAGGAUUCCCUUCCAAGUCAAAAGUUCAUUGUUCUAGAGCAUUCCAGUUAGGGAACUUUACAAUGGAACAUGGAGACAGAUUGUGUACAGAGUUUACCUCCUAUGGUGGAGGCUACUUGACUGUUAAGCCCAUCAAUUCAAGUCCAUCACCCACACAGUAUUACCGACAAACUGCAUCGACAGAAACGAAAUGCUUCCAAUACGAUAGAAAACCUCCUCAACACUGUAGCGAGACAUUAAAGUGUGGUUCGGAGCCUUUGAAAGUGAUUCCAACUCUUUCCCGAUCACCAAAUGUUACAAUUAUGUUCGAUGGUUGGUUUGAUGGUAAUGUCUACAGAAAUGGAACUGGAAACAACGGCGUUGAAUCAUAUGAAGUUGUAGUCCAUCCUAUGACAGUAGCAGGAGAUAAACUGCAAGUAGAUCAAACGAAAACACUUUAUAAGUAUGAGAGUUUUAAUGAAACAACUUUAGAGUUAAGUCUGUCUGCAGCACCAGGAGUUUAUGCGGUAUAUCUCACCAUCAAAGAUUUUGCUCACAAUGCCCAGUAUGCUCGCAAAUUCUUUCUCUAUGACAACAGUUCCUUGAUUGAAGCCAGAAAUAUUCCUCUACCGAAAGUUAUUUCAAAAACUGGUCGAAGUGACAUCCCUUGGUAUUCAGAUGAAGAAAACGCCUGUAUCACAUGGUACAAUCUUUUUAUGAACACUUUUCUUGAAACGUAUUUGAAACCAAUAAAGGAAGAUAAUACUAUACCAGAAAAGUAUGACCACAUUUCUGGUCUACUCAACAUUAAUGGUACUGAAAACAUACAAGGAAUAGAUCAAUUCACUUACCGUUUCCAAGUGAAUAAUGAGAAUAUUUCUGUAGAAAAUUUGACUUCACCUAAUAACAACCAGACACAAUGUUUCCAAGAUACCUUACAAGACGGAGAUUCUCUGAGAAUAUGGGUGACUGCAAGAGACAUUAUGAACCAGACAUUGUCCAAGAAUAUAACGAUAUAUAUUGACCGAAGUGCUCCUUCUAUUGAAGAAUUUUCAUUGACCAAAGAUGGGCACCAAAGAUUGUAUAUGCAUAAUUCUUCUGAUUUAUCCUCAAUGGUUGUUAAAAUUGAUGCUAUUGAUCAACACAGUGGUUUAAAACAAGUUCAGUGGAUUUUGGGAACAAAAGAUGGUUCCAAUGAUAUUGGGGCUGGUUCACUUCCAGUAGUUAAACUUGGUGAUUAUGUUUCAUGUACCCCUGAAACUCCCUGCUAUUGCCCACAACAUGGGCCGUGUCAAAUGAAAAACUUUACGCUCACACUCAAUGCCCUCAUAGCAGCAAGAACUCAUAAGGGUCAGCAUAAUCGACGUUAUUUUGCUGCUAUCCGAGUUGAAAAUAUGGCAGGUCUUUUCAACGAAGAACAUCUGGAUAUAGUUUUGGAUGAAUCUCCUCCCAGCACAGGUUCUGUCAAGGAAGGAAAAAAUACACUUCCUGAUUUAGAUUUCACAGGAAGUGAAAAUUUAACUGUGAACUGGAACGGAUUUGUUGAUCAUGAAUCUGAUAUAUAUUAUUAUGUUGUUGGCAUUGCACCACGUUGCUUAACCAAAUUAGAACUGACCAGUCCAUGUUAUUCCUGUAAUAUCUCAUAUGACAUCAUAAAUACUACGAAAACCUCUGCUCAGUUUUCACUUAAAAAAGCUGGAAAGUACUUCUCAACUGUUAUCGCUUACAAUUAUGCUUUGGAGGCAUCUGACGCAGUAUGCUCUGAUGGAGUGGUCUAUGAUGAGACCCCACCAAAACUAAAGGAUGUUGUACUUACUGGAGCUAAAACACAGGAGACUGUUGCUUGCUAUAAUGGAAAGGUUUGGAGAAUAAACUUUGAUUUAACCAAGAAGCUUUUAACCCCAGCUGAAGUCUGCUUUCAGAACUGUAGUUCUAUUGCUUCCAAUUCAAUUCUAGAAAUCCUGAAAGAAAUAAUUAGUGACACUAUGGUCAAAGCAAAUAUUUGUCCAAACAAUUUCUCUUCAUCACAGAUUAAUCUAAUUGGUAUUCCAUCUAACAAUAUUCACUUGUCUUGGAAAUACAUAGAAGAUGAGAGUGAGAUUCUUGACUUCUUUGUUGGUAUAAGCAGCCGCCAACAGUUGGAACAGCACCCUGACAUUAUGGCAUACACAUCAACCAGCCAGAAGACUAGAUUCCAGAAGCACAGAUUGGGCAUUAAACCAGGAGACAGAUUCUACAUUUUCAUCCGAUCAGUGAACAAGGCUAUGUAUAGUAAAACAACAGUUAUUGGACCCUUAGUUUACGAUCAGUCUCCCCCAAUUUAUAAUGGGGGCUUAAAUGUAAGCUUGAAUGAGGAAUUCAUUAAUGUUUUGUGGCAUAAUGACUCCUUUUAUGACCCAGAGGAAAAUUCUGAUCUCCUCAUCACUUACCAAAUAAAGAACAGUUUAACUAAAGAAGCUGUGACACCCAAGUGGACUGCACAGGGACAUAGUAUCUGUCCUGGAGGACUUCAUUGCAUAAAGCUGAACAUUGAUAAGAUGGGUAUUGCAGAGCCAGACACUUCUCUCUCAUAUUUCUUUGAACUUAACAUAUUUAACAUGGCUGGUCUCUUCACAACAGCAGCUUCUCCUCCUUUCCAUCUCCCAAUGAAACAUCCAUUUAACCAUGGCAGAGUUAUUGACUUAAAUCCAGCCUCUGAAUCAGACAAGCAAAUUCAUAUGCAUAGUACCCUCAACAAAGCUUGCAUAAGUCUGGAAGAUUUUCAUCCCAGCAUGAAGUUGCUUGUUGGAAUAGGUUCAAAUCGUUUCACUGCAGAUGUGGUACCAUUUCAACCUGUGACCAACAAGAGACGCUACUGCAUAUCCAGUCCUAAUAUUAAAAGUUUCCACAAAUAUUUCACGGUCGUGAAUAUGACAAUGCAUUCACGGAGCUUGCUUAUUGCAUCUGAUGGAUUUAUUAUCAUUGAUCAACAGAAAAUUGAGAAACAGGUUAACAUCUUCAAUGGCCAGAAUGGAUGUUCACACAAUGACUCCAUUAAAAUAUCAUUCCACAACAAUAACAAAACAAAAAUAUUUGAGGUCAAGUUUUUACAGGACGUUGUUGUUGGACAAUUGUACAUGAUAGGCUUUGAAGCAGCUGAUGGACAUUUCAAUGUGAGUGGCAAUAUGGUCAAAACAAUGCCACACCAAUCAGUUUCUUUCGAUAACACUGUCUAUCGGUCUUUUAUUGCAUUGAAUCCAAGACCCACCAUUCAAGUAUCAUUCAAAUUGGGACUAACUAACAGAAGCAAGAUUCCUCAACCGAUAUUGAGAACAUGUCCAGUCAGUGUCAAUUUCCAAACAUCAAAACACCAGAUGUCAGCUAACUGGGAAAUAAAGGGACCCUAUUCACGAUAUGUGACCCACUUUCAGCUAAGGUUGGUAGACAGAACUUGUCUGAACAAUGGUGGGAAAAUAUGUUCUGUGAUGAAUCCUCGUCAUUUGGAGAAAGUGUUUCAUGCCAAUCAGAAGAACUUAAAUUUAAUAAGUGGUCAUAAAUAUAGCUUUUCAAUACAGGCUUGUGCAGGAGAAGCUGGCUGCACAAAACCAGUUUUGUCUGCUGGGGCUUUAAUCCUUGAUAAAAUUCCUAUUGAAGGCAAGAUCCAAGCUCAUUUGUUAACUUCUCAAAAUGGGUCACAGAUCAAAGUUCAGUGGGAAGGGUUUAAUUGCAUAUCUGGCAGUCAUGUGACAGAUCCUAUCGUAUUUCAACUGAAUGCCUUUUACCAAAACCAAUCUUUGUUCCAUCCUGCUCACUAUAUUAUGAACCCUAAAAACCAAAAAGUAUUUCAGGACCAGAUUAUGUUCAAUCGUACUCUCCGAGGGACUGAAACUAUAAGCUUGACAACUUAUUGUCUGUCAGGUCUGACCAGAGAAACGAAAGUUCCACUCUUGAUUGACAAUCAAGAUUCAAAAACUAGUGAUACCAACCUCGAGAUCUGUGAAUUCAGGACUGACCUUGCUGCUUCUGUAAAUCUUUUUUCUGUGACUGAUCCAAAAGUGAUUGAUCGUUUCUGCAGUCAUAAUGAAACUGACUUCAUCUCACAUACGAAUGGCCAAGUUGGUGCCAUUGUAACAGAGUUUACUGUCACUGUCUCAGACUGGUUUUUGAUGUUUGUGGCAGAACCACCCGUAGAUCAAUGUUCCAGUACAAUAAACUGUUUGAAAACUUUGAAAUCAAACAGUAAAACAAUAAUAUUUGAUAUCAAAGACAUACCAUCAAAUAAGAUAUAUUACAUAUGUGUUAAAGGAGUGAAGAGCUUACCUUCAGGCAUUUUCCAGCCAUAUGGUUCUUGUGGAGAUGGGUUCUUAGUUGAUGCUGACCCACCAUUAAAAGGACAUGUCAUGAUUGAGAACUCUUACAAUGGUUUUCUUAGUACUCUUGAUACCAUUGUUAUCCACUGGGAUGGCUUCACUGAUAAAAACACUGUAUUUAUAAAUCCGUUUUAUCCUCGAAUUGCUUCUUAUUCAUAUUCUAUAGGCAGUUAUCCAGGAACUCAUGAUAUUGUUGCUCCUGUUGAUGUUGGUGUAACCAGUCAAGCAGUAUGUGAAAAAUUAUCUCUUCCAAAUGGUCAACAGAUCUUUGUAACUGUUACAGCCUAUGACUUGUCUGGUCUCAGUGUAGAUGCAACAUCUGAAGCUGUCAUCAUCGAUGUAAGUCCACCACAAAAUGGAACUUUAAAUAUCGGCAGUGUCACUGGUCACUUUCAUUAUAUUGAUACCAAUGAACUAACCAUUUACUGGAAUGGUUUCACAGACCAAGAAAGUGGAAUCAUUUCCAAAAUGCUGGGUAUUGGCACUCUUCCACUUCAAGAUAACGUAAUGGCUUUCUAUGAACAGUUUAAAGAAUUUUCAGAGAUUGGGGAUAAGAGUGUUCUAAAAGAUGGUCGAGAAUAUUAUGCAACUUUAAAGGUAAUUAAUGGUGCCGGAUUGGAAAAUACAGCAGUUUCUGAGCCAUUUAUAACUGAUUCUUCUCCACCAAUUGAAGGAAUUGUGAUGGAGGUUUCAUCUGCUGCAAAGAGCGAUACUGAAUAUCAACGAGACAUAUCUAAACUGGAAGCUCAAUGGUUUGGCUUUUCUGACCCACAUACUGAAAUAUUAUUUUACCGUGCUGGUGUGGGUACUGCCCCACUACAAGAUGAUGUCAUUAGAAUGACAAAUAUGGGACAAGAAACUGGUCACAUCUGGAAGAGAGCCUUUACUCCAGGAAUAAAAUAUUACGUCACAGUUGAAGCGUGUAACAAAGCUUUCCUGUGUAGCCGCAGUGCCUCUAAUGGCGUUAUCAUGGACAAUUCCCCUCCACUCACUGGUACAGUAGAGGUGGGCACAGAUAGACACCACCGCACAUACCAAGCUCACCAAUCAACUUUAAAUAUACAGUGGACUGGAUUCUAUGACCCUCACUCCUCAAUGCAGAAAUUUGAAUAUUGCAUCGGCAAAAAGCCAUUCCUCUGUGACAUCUUACAAUGGCAACCAGCCUUAUUAACAACUUCUGUUGUUGCACUCAACUUAAACCUUCCUCUGGAUACUUUGCUUUAUGCUUCUGUGAUGGGUUACAACAAUGUGGGUCUCACUUCAACUGGUUCUUCUGCUGGAUUCUACAUUGAUAAAACACCACCAAAAGUUCUGAUGCCACCAAAGGUUCUAAACUUACACAAACUAUCCACUAAUGGCAGUGUCUUCUAUACUACAGACAGCAGUGUUCUGUCAUUGGAGUGGUCAUUUAAAGAUGAUGAGAGUCCAAUAGUUGACCGUUUCCUCAUGUUAUAUCCACAUCACUCUGGUACAACCUUUUCUAAAGAGUUCCAGUUGCCGCCAAUGGAUCAUGCCACUUUGGUUCUGAAAGGAGAAGACAGGCUUCAGGAUGGUUCACUUUAUAACGUUUCUAUGGCAGCGUGCAAUGCUGCAGGACUUUGCACAUUUGUCGAUGCACUUCAGCAGAUUUAUGUUGACAGUACUGCACCAUCCAUGGGCCAUUUCAAACCAGAUAAGCUCAGCUGGGACACUGUCUCAGAAAAUGCAGUAAAUCUAACCAGACUUAACCUGGUUUGGUAUAAUUUCGAAGACGGAGAAUCAGGUAUCAACAGAUAUCACCUAACAAUACGCCACUUAAGUAACCAACUGAUAAGCAAACCCAUAACUGUCUCUCACAAAAGUGGAAUGAAAUACCAAUCUGCCCAAGCAAUACUGAAUGAACUUCUCAUACCAUCAGAUGAACUCAUCAUUGAGAUUCUAGCAGAAAACAGAGUAGGUCUUUAUAGUGCAGUAUUUAAACUGACUGUUAGAAUGGUGAGUAGCUCCAUACAAGGAGACUAUGGACUGCUUGAUAUCCAAAAACACUCUUGUUCUAUACAGUAUUGCAAUAAUGACUGUACUUGUGCUGCUAGUGGUAAAAAAUGUCAAGUGCUCUCUAAAGCCUCAAUGAAAUGUCAUAGUCUACCCGAGGAAAACACUUCUUUAUCAAUAGAUGUAUUAAAUGAUAAAGGCUUUAUUGUAUCUGCUAAAUGUCUCACAGCUUAUUGGAAGGUGAGCAACGUUUCUGCUAUCCAACGUUUUGAAUGGAGUGCAGGUAUCAAGGGUUCCAGUUUUGGUGAUGGUAUCUUCAAUAUUCUAAAAGAAAAUCCUUGGAAAGAUAUUGGUUUGCAAGACCACGUGACGUACUGUUUACCUAAAGGACAAGAUCUAAUGGCUAGUGAAGAAUACAAGUUUUAUAUUAAAGCAUGGUAUUCUGCUGACCAGUUCCGUGUGUUUACAUCUCCAGACACAAUAGAUCUUGAUCUCACUGCACCAGUCGUUCGCCGAGGGGCAUCAGUACGGGACACAACAAAAGGAUGCAGUGAGGAGGAUGUUGACUACAUGACAGCAGUAACAACCAUCGCAGCUUGCUGGAAGGGAGUUUUUAAAGAAUCACAAAGUGUGCUGACACAUUUCAUUGUGAUGGCAGGAACAGCACCUGGUUAUGGAGACCUUUUACCAGCAGAAAUCUUACCAGCAAAUAUUACAGAGAAAGUCAGCCAAGUGAAGUUAGAGAAAGGGAGCAACUAUUAUUUCACAGUGGUGGCAGUUAAUAACCUUGGACUCUUUGUUUCAUUGAGUUCUGAUGGAUUUGUUUUUGACGAUAUACCUCCCUUAGCAGGCAUUGUAUAUAACACAGAGAUCUAUCGCAGCAGUCACCAUCAGAACUUACAAAAGUCUUUUGGAAUAUCCUGGCACGGUUUUGAAGAUGCUCACUCUGCUGUACAAGAAUAUGUAGUGGCAAUGGGCCCAUCCAAGCUCGCUAGUGCUACAUCUCCUUUUACUUCUGUUGGAAUUGCAACACAUCACAAGUUUGAAGUUCUGAAUCUAGACCAAAGCAAGUGCUAUGUAGGCUAUGUUCAAGCGGUUGAUGCAGCCGGUCAUAGAAGCAACAUUUCUCGAUCUCCAGAAGUUUGCAUAGAUAGGACGCCUCCUGAAGGUUUUAUGUGUGAUUCUACCAAAACUAUCAUCCAAAAGGAAUUUGAAGUAAACAACAACAGCCUUCAAGACCAAGAUCAACACUUUAUCACCACACUACAGAUUCAGAUGCACAAGAUCUAUUACAUCUCUUUCACCGUCCUAUCUCAUAUAUACAGACAAAAUAUCAUUUUAUACAUUGGAGACAAUGCAGCCCGUAUUCCUCCUCGAAUACUAUCUGACACUUCUCAAUUCAAAUUCCAUUUUGUAUCUAGAGAAAAUGGAAGGAAAAAUGUUUCCCUUCAGAUUAACGCUGGCAGAGAUUUACCACUAAAAUUCCAAAUGUCUGUAGAUGAGUGUAUAUCAGUUAGUUCAGAUGUAAACAGUGCGUUAGAACUUCGGCAAACUUCACCUACUACAAUAUCAGUCUCCCUUCAAGUACAGGACGAAGACAGUGACAUCGGACAUAUUUACAUUGGUGCUGGAACUACACCACAUGGUUUCCAAAUCAAUCAACUGGCUCAUGUAUCUCCCAGUGGUAUACACACAAUAUACAGUGAGUCUCUUCUCCAUGGACAGCAAGUAUAUGUGACAGCACAAGUGGAAAAUGAAGCAGGGUUAGUUGCUACCUUUACAAAAUCUGUUACAGUUGACAAAACUCCACCUGUUAUCAGUAUGGAGUACUUUGUCAUAUCACAUGAUCAACCAACAACAAUUCUAGUUGAAGCAAAGUGGAAGUCAAGUGACGAGCAGUCUGGUAUUUCUAAAUGCUAUUACAGUAUAGGGACAUCUGAGGACAACACAGCCUUUGUGCAAAAGACAGAAACUUCAGCUAGCAGCAAGAUCAGUAAAAUUCUAUCAACCAAAUCUUUUGGUAACAAACCUAUUGUCAUGAAUGUAAACUGCAUAAAUAAUGCAGGGCUUGAAUUCAAUCUGAUAUCCGGGCCAAAAUCUGCUUUGAAGUUACAUAACCACACCAAAGUUCGCAUGAUUCCAGUCAAUGAAUGGUCCAACACAAAUUCUUGCUGUAUACAAAGUCAUCAAAGUCAAUUGAAGGUUGUUAUUGAACAUUCUGAACAAACUCAAGAUGAUUACGUAUGCAGAAUCACAGAAAAUGGUAAAAUUUACACGAAUUGGAUGUCUGUUGGUUACCGUCGGCAACUGACUUUCAACUCUCUUACUCUAAGAGAUGGAUUUACCUACCAAGCAGAAAUAAAAAGAAAUCACACAACAAAACAAACUGAAAUACUGCGAUCAAAUGAUGUUGUGGUGGACAGUUCCAAGCCAGAAAUAACAGGUUCCUCACUCAGCUGGAAGAGACUAAGUGUAUCUAGUGUGGAAAUAUCAUGGCAGAAUGUGUUUAGAGAGAACAAAUACCAAAGAAACACUUAUUUGGUGAAUAUUGGAAGUCAGGAAGGAAGUUCAAAUAUUGUACACAGAGCUGAGACCACUGAGACCAGUUUAGUGUUUCAGGUUAAGUCGAGCGUGAAAACACUUUACGUGUCCAUCAUGGCAAUUUAUGAGACAAACCUCUCCAACAUCUUUUCUACAACUCUUUACCUGGGCUAAUUUCAAUAUCAAACCAGUGUAAUUAUGUCUUUUGUCUUUGGUUUCUGUUUUUUCAACUAAUAUUAAUUCAUGCACUUGCUAAUUAUAAAUUUUUAUUCUCGUAGCAAUGAUGAUGAUGAUGAUUUUUUAAAAUUCUUUUAGUGGUUUCAGUCAAUUGACUGUUGCCAUGCUGGAGUGAUAUUUAUAAUCUUGAUAUUGAUUCCUUAUAUAAACAUGAGACCUCAGGCAAAUACAGUUAGAACCAUUUUUAAGAUAUUAUAAUGUAAUGUAUGCAGUAAGGUAACUCUUCAUGAAGGUAAAUACACAAUUAGAAAAGCAUGACAUAAAACACAGGUUGGUCUUGUUCAUUACAACUGUACAUCUGUCUUCAGGUUCACUACAUGACAAAUAACAACAACAAUACUAAUAAUAACUAUAAGACCUCUAGGGACAGUGGCAUGAAGUGUAGACAGUUGGUUGAAGAUUUUAGAAUUGAGGCCAAUUUCCUGAACCAAUAGAAAUCCUGUUUGCUCAGUACAACAACCAACUAUAAGAACGGUGCUAGAUACCUAAAGAUGCAGGACAUAACUUGACAUCCUGCAAUCCAAUACUAACAGUAACAAUGAAAAUGCUGAGUGAACAACAAUGACGACAACCCCCCUGGUGCAAUACCAAGCAGUGCUCUCAUGGCUUCUGAUCUUAACUGAUUGGGAGUGUUAUCAAGUAUAUGUUUUGUCAUGGUGUAAAAGAUAGGGGCUACAGCAAAUUUUCUGUACCAUAGAUUUCACCAGUUGAGCAUGUCCCUUAAUGGCUGACUAUAUUUGCAUCUCUGAUCACAGGCAAGCGUAGUGGGGGAGCAUCACAGCAAUGUGUUGAGAGGGUUUCUUAGGGUUUUGAAUAAUUCACC